Molecule: messenger RNA, 246 nt
Organism: Penicillium cataractarum
Lineage: Eukaryota; Fungi; Ascomycota; Eurotiomycetes; Eurotiales; Aspergillaceae
Exons: 1
Coding region: 1-246 (81 amino acids)
Source: RefSeq, a predicted model, not a curated record
AUGGCUUUCGAGUCUCGAGCGCAUAAAUGGUUCUUCACAUGUGAAGCGGGUCCCACAUGUUCCAACGGACCAACCACAAUCGUCAUAAAUGUUGCCAGCGUCAGCGACGAUCACCGGCUUGACGAUGAACCGAAGACUCACGUCGAUCACCCCGCGUGGUCUGGUCUUUCUCCCGAGCUUCGACUCCCUCAAGUAGGUCGUACGACAUCGGUGGGCGAGAUUCCGACCGAAAUGCCGACUAUGUAG